Messenger RNA from Phialemonium atrogriseum, 1254 nucleotides. RefSeq lists its product as uncharacterized. The coding region runs from base 1 to 1254 and encodes 417 amino acids. The record is from RefSeq and is a predicted model, not a curated record. NCBI's taxonomy places the organism in Eukaryota, Fungi, Ascomycota, Sordariomycetes, Cephalothecales, Cephalothecaceae. The transcript has a single exon.
AUGUUCAAAACGAAACCCCUGAGCUCGCUCAAGAGCAUCUUCCCGCCGAUCCACCAACCUCUCCCACUGAACAAGCGAGAAUCCCAACAGCUACUCAAUGCCCUGACUACCUCGUUCAGGAAACACCUAGACAAGGAGCACGGUUGGCUACCCGAUGAGCCAUCGGUCGCGCCCGUCCCGGCCGUGCCAAUAUCCUACUAUGCAUCUCCCACGCCGACCCUUGCGAAAGAAGCCCACCGACGGCCUACAGACCGACACCUCCGCGCCAUUCUCUCCAACCCCCUCUUCAACUAUGACCCUCGGGCCCGGGCGACCACAGGGUUGGUAGGAGCGCAGCGGGACCCAAUGGACGUCUUCGACGAGGCGGUCGCUAAGGGAAUGAUGACGAUGAAGGGCGCGCUUGGCUGCCUGAUCGCAGCGCGGCGGGACAUAAUGCAAUCGUCAACGGCAUCGAUGAAGGACGGCAUGCGAGCAUCGGGUGCGGGUCUCCGUGUGCUUCAAUGGCUGCGGGCAUCUGGAAUGGAAAGAGACCUAUCGUUUGUUUCGCAUCCGAGGUUCAUCAAAUUCCUACUUCCCUUCCUCGUUGCAGAAGGAUUGGACGAACUGGCCUGGGCUUGGCUGGCGAGACUGAUAGCUGGAGAGGGGCCAGCCACGGUCAAGAAACAGCCAGCGGCAUCAUUUCUGCUCGAGGCCUUGGUCUAUACCAGAUCUGUCGGCGCUAGGAAUCUCGACGACGCAUACUCAUCAAUACUCCGUGGAGAAGAGAUGCUGAAGGACAGCCCGGAAUUUGCCCAAGACAUGCUUAGUCCGUGGAGGAGCCUCGCAUGGCUAUCGACCGUGGAAGCUUGGAAGUAUUCGAGCCCAUCUGAACCGUUAUUCGAAUCCUAUGUCGCCAUUAGUGAGCACAUCCGCAGGACCAAGAGUCUCGUACGUGCCCACCUCGACCUUCACCAUCCCACCAAGCCGAGCCACGCCUUGGCCGUCGAAUUCCUUUCCAAGGAAUCGUUUUGGCAGAAUCUCCUCCUGCCCUCGACACCUACGCCGGCCGCCCUAACAGCAGCGAACGGGCUCAAGCCCCAGCCGUCCAAUUUCCAUGUCCGGAUCAUGUCUUUUGGGCUAGACACUGUGCAGCACCUCACCCAAAGGGGCCAGUCGGAAGAAGCCCAAUGGAUACUCAAUCUCCUCCGGACGUAUCUCGGCCCAUACUUCGCCCAAGAUCAUCCCCACCAAGACGGACGUCUGUCAUUUGGCUGA